UGGACCAGUAGUUCGUGGAACAAAGCAAGAUGGUGAGGACCCACCUCUGCCAACCACCCCCAUUAGCUUAGUUUCACAAAAUAUUGUUUGAGCAUAUAUUUUUUUUCUUUCCUUUUUUCUCGAUCAUGAGGUUGGCAAGAUACAGCUUUCAGGCUCCUUGGGAAGUCAAUAGAUAAGAAAGAAGCAGACUCCAGCUGGGAGACGGAGAGGAAGAAGGAGGAGGAGGAGGGAUGGCGAACAAAUUGAAAAUGUUCCGAAACACCAAUCAGACGCAGAGAUUCAGAUUCGUGGUGCUUGUAAUAGGAUGCUUGGUUGUCUCCAUGACCUUCAUAAUGAUCUCCAGGCCUCUCGAUUUUCCCAGUUUUGGUUUGAAGAUUAGAAGAGCAGGACCAUCAGAUGUGGAAGGAGAGAAAAUAGCUCCUACUCUGAGAGAUGACGAUCAGUCUUCUAAGGAAUCAGAAAAAUACCAAGAGGAGAAUGAUCUCCAAGGGAAGAAGGUGGAUUCCAUCACUGAUCCAAACAAGGAUGAGAAACCGGAAACUGACGAAGCAUUCGAGAGCACGAGUGAAACAGAGGAGGAAGGCACAAAGAAUGGGGGCAACUCGGAUCAGGAUGAAUCACACAGUAGAAUGACCUUACCAACAAUUUCAAAUUACACCAUUAAUGAUCUUGCUCAGGUGGAGAACAAGACCACGACACCCGAGCAACCAGCAGCGCAAGAAAUCACGAAUAAUGUGGAGAAGAAACUUUCGUGCGAAUUCUCCGACCCUCGAGCCGACGUAUGCGAAAUGUCCGGCGACAUCCGCAUCCCCGGCAACUCCUCGGACGUCCUCUUCGUCGACUCGAACGAGCGCAACGAGGAGUUCCGGUUCCGCCCCUACGCCCGCAAGGGCGACGCCGCCGCCUUCAGCCGCGUUCGCGAGCUGACUGUCAAAGCCGCCGGCACCACGGCGCCGCAAUGCACCGUGACGCAUGCCGUCCCGGCAGUCGUCUUCUCCGCCGGCGGAUACACCGGCAACCUCUUCCACGACUUCACCGACGUGCUGAUCCCGCUCUUCCUCGCCUCCCGCCACGUUCACGGCGAGGUCCAGUUCGUGGUCAGCGACAUGAACCCCUGGUGGGUCUACCGCUACCUCCCUGUGUUCCAGAAGCUCUCCAAGUUUCCGGUGAUCGACUUCGACAAGGACAAAGAGGUGCACUGCUUCAGCAAGGCCGUCGUCGGGCUCCGGGCGCACAAGGAGCUCAGCAUCGACCCUGCGCGCGCCCCCAAUGGCUACUCCAUGGUCGACUUCGCCAAGUUCCUAAGAGAAGCCUUCUCCUUGGAGAGAGACUCCAUUUCCAACAUCGAAGACCUCGCCGGGAAAAAACCCAGAAUUCUCAUCAUAGCAAGGAAACAAUCCCGGGCAUUCACAAAUCCACACGAAAUAGCUGAAUUGGCGGACCAGUUAGGAUUCGAAGUGACCGUCAACGACGGCGAGGUGGGCUCCGACGUGGCCCAAUUCGCUCGGCUGGUGAACUCGAUGGACGUGAUGGUCGGCGUGCACGGCUCCGGGCUCACCAACCUCCUCUUCCUGCCGCCCAACGCGACGGUGAUCCAGGUGGUGCCUUGGGGAGGCCUCGAGUGGAUGUCGAUGCUGGAUUUCGGGGAUCCGGCCAAGGAUAUGAAGCUCAACUACGUACAGUACAGCAUCGGCAUAGAGGAGAGCAGCUUGAUCGAGCAGUAUCCGAAGGAUCACCCGGUGUUCAAGGAUCCCAUGUCCAUCCACAAGCAAGGAUAUCCCGUGAUGAGAUCCACCUUCAUGGACAACCAGAAUGUGAAGAUCGACAUAAAAAAGUUCAAGAUCGUGCUGUGGAAAGCACUGGAGCACAUCAUCCAAUAGGUAGCAGAAGUCAUGCUGAGGCAAUUUGUUUUUUAUUUUAUUUGAUCAGUUUAAUUAUUUUCUUGUCAACUGAUAAUGCUUCAGAGUUUUUAAGAGCUUCUGUAAUUAAAUUAAAGUGGUGAUGACUCUGGUGUCAGAAUGGCAUAUAGAUUCAAACACUUUUACAUGAUAGGGAGAUCUCCAUUUUUCGUGGUUAA
Messenger RNA from Zingiber officinale, 2077 nucleotides. RefSeq names its product alpha-1,3-arabinosyltransferase XAT3-like. Lineage: Eukaryota; Viridiplantae; Streptophyta; Magnoliopsida; Zingiberales; Zingiberaceae. Bases 231 to 1880 code for a protein of 549 amino acids. The record is from RefSeq and is a predicted model, not a curated record. The transcript is spliced from 6 exons. Gene Ontology annotation, molecular function: glycosyltransferase activity.